This is a messenger RNA of Struthio camelus australis, 5030 nucleotides long. The record is from RefSeq and is a predicted model, not a curated record. Lineage: Eukaryota; Metazoa; Chordata; Aves; Struthioniformes; Struthionidae.
CCUCUCUGCUCUCCACAGUCAUGACCAUGACAAUGAGCACAGCUUGAGUCUCUCCCCAGGACCAUCUCCUGUCCCCUCCCAGCCAUGCAGCCUCCUGGUGGGCCAGGGCACGGCCCCUGCAGGGUCUGCAACAACACUAGGGGCUGCUUGGCUCUCUGUGCAGGAUCCAGAACUACAAAGAUCCUUGUCCUCUUGGCAGGGCUCUGGGCUUCCUUCCAAGGUCUGCUGGUGGCAGGUGCACUGCAAAUGGAUGUUUUGCGCCUAGCGAAUGGGCCCAGUCGCUGUGCUGGGAGAGUAGAGAUACUUCAUAAUGGCCAAUGGGGAACUGUGUGUGAUGAUGACUGGGAUCUAGAGGAGGCCAGAGUGGUGUGCCGGGAGCUGAGCUGCGGGGCGGCGCUGUCCGCCCCCGGCUCGGCUCACUUUGGCCAAGGAUCUGGACAAAUCUGGCUGGAUGACGUGAACUGCAUGGGGACAGAAGACGCCCUGUCCACGUGCAGGGCCAAGCCUUGGGGAGAGCAUAACUGCAACCACGGAGAAGACGCUGGUGUAGUGUGCUCAGAGCCGACCCCGCUCCGCCUCGUGAAUGGCUCCAACCGGUGCGCGGGGCGGGUGGAGGUGCUGCGCGAGCAGCAGUGGGGCACGGUGUGUGACGACGGCUGGGACCUACGGGAUGCUGCAGUGGUGUGCCAGCAGCUGGGCUGCGGGCUGGCCCUCAUGGCCUUGGGCUCGGCACGCUUUGGGCCUGGGUCUGGCCAUAUCUGGCUUGAUGACGUGAACUGUGCCGGGACAGAGGCCUCGCUGGCAGAGUGCCGCGCCCGGCCCAGGGGAGCUCACAAUUGCCACCAUGGCGAAGAUGCCGGCGUGAUUUGUGCAGAGCCGCCACAGCUGCGCCUGGUGAACGGGUCGGGUCCAUGCACUGGCCGAGUGGAGGUGCUGCACGACCAGCAGUGGGGGACAGUGUGUGACGAGGACUGGGACCUGCUGGACGCGGAGGUGGUGUGCUGGCAGAACCCCCCCCCCCCCGGCGCGGGGGGGGGCUGCUCGGGACGGGUGGAAGUGCAUCACAGGCAGGGCUGGGGCAGCGUCUGUGACCACAGCUGGGACCUGCUGGACGCAGAGGUGGUGUGCCGAGAGCUGGGCUGCGGGGCGGCGCAGUCUGUCCACGGGAAGGCUCACUUUGGGCGAGGCCAUGAUCCCAUCUGGCUGGACGGAGUGCAGUGUCGAGGCACAGAAGCCGCCCUGUCGGCAUGCAGGGCCCAGCCCUGGGGAUCCCACAACUGUAGCCACGAGGAAGAUGCUGGUGUGGUGUGUGUGGUGUGCCGGGAGCUGGGCUGCGGGGCGGCGCUGUCCGCCCCCGGCUCGGCUCGCUUUGGCCGAGGGCGUGAUCCCAUCUGGCUGGACGGGGUGAGCUGUACCGGGACAGAAGGGGCCCUCUCCGAGUGCCGUGCCAGGCCCUGGGGCGUCCAUACUUGCAGCCACGCAGAAGACGCUGCUGUGGUGUGCUCAGAUCCCACUGAGGUACGGCUGGUGAACGGCUCCGGGCGCUGCUCGGGGAGGGUGGAGGUGCUGCACGACCAGCGCUGGGGCAGCGUCUGUGACAACGACUGGGACCUGCUGGAUGCGGAGGUGGUGUGCUGGUACCUGGGCUGCGGGGCGGCGCUGUCUGCCCCCGGCUCGGCUCGCUUUGGGCAGGGAUAUGGUCCCUUCUGGCUGGACAGAGUUCACUGCACAGGGAGGGAAGCUGCCCUCUCCGAAUGCCGUGCCGAGCCUUGGGGAGCUCAUAACUGCAGCCACGGGGAGGAAGCCAGCGUUGUGUGUGCAGAGCCACCUGCCCUCCGGCUGGUGAAUGGCUCCAGUCCCUGCACAGGCAGAGUCGAGGUGCUGCACAACCAGACAUGGGGCAAUGUAUGUGCUGAGGGCUGGGACAUGCAGGAUGCUGAAGUGCUGUGCCGGGAGCUGGGCUGUGGGCUGGCUCUCUCAGCCCCAGGCAAGGCUGACUUUGGACAAGGAAAGGGUCCCAUCUGGCUGGUGAAUCUCAGUUGCCUGGGGACAGAAGCUGCCCUCUCUGAGUGUGUGGGCAUGCCGUGGGGAAUCCAGCCAUGCCAUCACAGAGAAGAUGUCAGCGUUGAGUGCUCAGAGCCAGCUAUGCUCCGGCUGGUGAACGGCUCAAGCAACUGCUCUGGAAGAGUUGAAGUGCUGCAUGCCCAGCAGUGGGGCAGCGUGUGUGAUGAUGGUUGGGAUGUACGAGAUGCAGAAGUGGUGUGCAGGCAGCUGGGCUGUGGCACAGUGCUAUAUGCCCCACAUCUGGUUCAGUUUGGCCGAGGGCCAGGGCGUGUCUGGCUGGGUGACGUGAAUUGUACAGGGACAGAAACUGCUCUCUCCAAAUGCCCAGCUGGGGCCUGGGGUGAAGGUUCUUGCCGCAGCAGGGAAGAUGCCAGUGUUGUGUGCUCAGGCACAGCCGUGAGCAGCUCCAGCCUCCCACUGCCAAUGCCCCUUCUGCUGGGCCUGGUGACAUCACUAGCUCUCACACUGCUGAUCGGGGCUUUCCUGCUCUUGAUGAAGAAGAGACCACGGUCCAGGGCUUUUCUGCACUCAGCAGGUAAUGAGCUGGAACUGAAUUCCCUGGGAACUCUCUGGAUCCAGGGAGGUGGUCAUCUUACAGCCAUGGCAGAAGUUCCUGAAGAUCCCGGCAAUGAAAUGGUCUGGCUGGUGAAAGCCAAGAGAGUGACACUGCCCCAGGAUAAACCUGAGGGAGAACAGGAGAAAAAUUGCAGCUUUCUCCCAAAUACUGCAUGGCACCCAGCUCAGCCUGCAGUUCUCACUAGGACAAUUACCUGCCUUAAAGUGUGUGCUACCGGCAUGGGGUUUUCAGGACAUUGCCUGCUGCCCCUACACAAGAACCUGGUUAGCUACGCUGGAGUAGGGCUCCUGAUCUACCUCACGUGUUUUUGUGAUCUUGUUGCUUCUCAGCGGGCUCCCCUCCGACUGGUGGGUGGACCACACCGUUGUGCUGGCAGAGUUGAAGUGUUUUACAGCAACAGAUGGGGAACUGUGUGUGAUGACCACUGGGACUUAGAAGAUGCUGAAGUUGUGUGCCGUCAGCUGCAGUGUGGAAAAGCCCUAUCAGCCUCUAGGUCUGGUCAGUUCAGUGCAGGUUCAGGACCCAUCUGGCUGGCUGAUGUUAACUGCACAGGGAUGGAAAUUGCUCUCUCUUACUGCAGAAUGAAGGUCUGGGGAAAGAACAAUUGCAACCAUGGUGAAGAUGCUGGUGUGGUGUGCUCAGACUCAGCCAGCCACCCUCCAGAUCGCCACACUAGUCCCACAGAGCUCCCUCUGGUGAAUGGCCUGACCCGCUGCUCUGGAAGAGUCGAGCUGCUGCACGAACACCAGUGGGGAACUGUAUGUGAUGAUGACUGGAGCUUUACUGACGCCAAAGUGGUGUGCCAGCAGCUGGGCUGUGGGAUGGUAAUCUCAGCCCCUGGCUCAGCUCACUUUGGCAAGGGAUCUGGACCCAUUUGGCUAGACAAUGUUCAAUGCAGUGGGACAGAAGCUGCCCUUUCUGAAUGCCAGGCCAUGCCUUGGGGCAUAAAUAACUGCGACCAUGGAGAAGAUGCUGGGGUUGUGUGCACAGACACAGCCACUGAAGCGUCACCUGAACUGCGUCUGGCGAAUGGCCCCAAUCGCUGCGCUGGCAGAGUGGAGGUGCUCCACAACUAUCAUUGGGGAACAGUGUGUGAUGACGACUGGAGUUUAACCGAAGCCACAGUGGUGUGUCGGCAGCUGGGUUGCGGGACAGCAGUCUCAGCACCUGGCUUGGCUCGCUUUGGACAAGGAUCUGGUCGUGUCUGGCUGGAUAAUGUGAACUGCACAGGGGCAGAAACUGCCCUCUCUCAAUGCCAGGCCAGGCCUUGGGGAUCCAAUGACUGUGACCAUGGGGAGGAUGCUGGUGUGGUGUGCUCAGACUUGGACACUUCGGGGCAACCUCUGCUCAGGCUGGUGAAUGGAUUCAACAACUGCACUGGGCGAGUUGAGGUUCUUCACAACCAGCGAUGGGGAACUGUGUGCGAUGACACCUGGGACCUAAAAGAUGCGGUAGUCGUGUGCAGGGAGUUGGGAUGUGGGAUGGCAUUGUCAGCCUUGGGUUCAGCUCAUUUCGGCCGAGGAUCAGACCCCAUUUGGCUGGACAGUGUUCACUGCAUAGGAACCGAAUCCACCUUCGCAAAGUGUAGACUGAGUGACUGGGGAGAACACAACUGUGGCCAUGAAGAAGAUGCUGGUGUGGUGUGCUCAGGUGCGAAUCAGCUGCGAGUGAAGGAUGGCCCAGGCCCCUGCGCAGGGCGUGUGGAGGUGCUGUACAAUGCUACGUGGCAUAGUGUAUGUGAUACCAGUUGGAGCUUGCUGGAAGCGGAGGUGGUCUGCAGGCAGCUGGGCUGUGGGCCAGCACAGUCUGCACCCAUCGGAGCUCAGUUCGGCCAGGAGAACAGCCGUCACUUACUGGAAGGGCUAAACUGCAGGGGCACAGAGUCAUUCCUCUUGGAGUGCCAGCAGAGCAAGACGGGUCUGGGGCUGUGCAGGCAUGGCUCUGCAGCUGGCGUGGUGUGUACUGAGCCAAAAGACUUUACACAGUCCUGCUUCAUGCUGGCAGGUCUGCUUGGCAUGGUGGCAAUGCUCUGUGGGAUCCUGACGGUCCUAUACCUGUGGACAAGGUGUGGAAGACGGGAUGGAUGCUCCCUGGAUAAAGCACCUGUAAAGGGGAUGGAGGAUGCAAGGACAUCAUCUGAGGCUUAAAUAGCCACACUCCUGGCACCAAAGGAAAAGCUCCGUCAGAGCAGAGCAGCUACUGUGAUGAUCAGGAGAGAGGAUCUUCUGUGGCAGAAUGGAAAAUCUUGUCACCUGUACCCAUAGCCCCUGGCUCAUAGCACUGAACCUCUUAGGGUCCCAGCUGCCUGCAUGACCAUGCACGGCACCAUGAGGCCCUCAAUCUCAAAGCAAGAAUCUUUAUCUCAGAAUAAAUUAUCUCAGAAUCAUUA